AUGGCGAAUUUCGAGAAUCUAUCUUCCGAAUUUCAGACAAUAGCCAUGGAUAUAUAUUCUUCCAUAGUUCAAGCUGCAGAUAUAAACAACAACAACAACAACAAUAACCUUCAUUUUCAAACAUUUCCUCCUUUCUCCACUUCUCUCGACUCACUCUUCCUUCAACAUCGUCAUCAGCAACAAUUGCUUGAUCUUCACGGAAAGUCUCCAGACAGAGAUGAUAAUAUAAGUAAUUUCUCCUCAACUUUCAACCAUUCCAAUCAUAUCAACGCCGAAGAGACCAAGAAGAGAAAAGCUUUGUUACAGACUUUGUCUUCAUCGGAGAAUAGUGGCGUCUCUGAUAGUGUGAAUGUUAAUACCACCGAAACUGGUUCUUUGAGAAGAGGUAAGAGGUUGAAGAAGAAGAAAGAAGAAGGAGAAGAGAAAGAGAGAGAAGUUGUUCAUGUGAGAGCCAGAAGAGGCCAAGCCACUGAUAGCCACAGCUUAGCUGAACGGGUUCGGCGAGGGAAAAUAAACGAGAGAUUGAGAUGUUUGCAAGAUAUGGUUCCCGGAUGUUAUAAGAGUAUGGGAAUGGCUACGAUGCUUGACGAGAUAAUAAAUUAUGUCCAGUCUCUACAAAAUCAAGUCGAGUUUCUCUCGAUGAAACUUACUGCAGCAAGCUCGUUUUAUGACUUCAACUCAGAGACCGAUGCUGUUGAUUCCAUGCAGAGAGCAAAGGCACGUGAGACAGUGGAAAUGGGGAGACAAACAAGAGAUGGGAGUCCUGUCUUCCAUUUAUCAACAUGGUCCCUUUGA
Microthlaspi erraticum is the source of this 795-nucleotide messenger RNA. Lineage: Eukaryota; Viridiplantae; Streptophyta; Magnoliopsida; Brassicales; Brassicaceae. The record is from the annotation of a GenBank genome assembly.